AAUGUAUCGCGAUAUACGCGUAUUUGGUAUAACAAUAUAUAUUAACCCUCUGCUAUAAACAUAGCCCAGGAAGUUUUACAAUUUUUUAUGUAUACUUAUAAGCCGCUUAACCACGAUCAAAUGCCAUAUUUCGUACAAAAGGCUCUAGUAACCGCUAUUACAACAGAAAUAUUGAUGUGCCUAUGUAGUUCGAAGGAUGUCGACACCGAAUAAGCUUUCAACUCUCCUUGAUGGAGAUAAUUUAACACCUGAAGAGGAUACGCUGGCCAAUAGUUCAAAUGCCUUAGAAAGCGAAGUGGUAGCGGUAUUAGCUAAGCUGGAUCGUGUUGAUCUAGCUCAGGUGGUUAUGGCGCUGGGCGCACAUGUCAAUGUCGAACAAGUUAUCAAGGAUACAGUGCCUCAUGUUCUCGAGAAACAGCACGUCGCUAGCGAAUCUGAGCAAGAAGCCCUUACGGGCAUCAACCUUCUAGGACCGGAAACCUCAGCUGCUACCAACGACGAAGCUGACAUGUCGGUAGACGGUGAAUCGCAAUCAACAUCAGAUUAUUUCCUACACAUCGCUAAAUACGCUCCUCUGAGACUUACUCUCGGUGAGCGUAAGUUGAUGAGACUGCUUGACAGCACGUUACACGUUAGCGAGUAUACUGAUAAAAUUGACAUUCUGCACGAGGGCAACAAGGCUCGCAAGAUUGUACGCGAGAUAAAAGAGGUGUGCGCUAUCCUUAGUGGUUUAGCGGUGGCACAUAACUACGAUGAUGGGCAGCGAUUGGUUAAAGACAGGGAAUACGAUGCCAACGCUGAGUUCUUCAGGAGCGUGUUCGAGAUCGGAAGGCGGUAUAAAAUAUUAAACCCUGAUAAAAUUAGGAACUCCUACGGAAAGCUGAUAUACUUUUUAAUGGACUCCAGGAAGCCGGAAAUACAGGAACUAUUGAACUUUGACUGUGUUGCUCCCGUAAAGACUGUUUUUACACUAUUGUCAAGUAAGAGGCGGGGUUUGGAGUUGCUCCAAGACCCGAAGCUUAAGUACGCUACUAUGGAGAUCACACCUGAAGGUAAAUCUCGGUAUGAGGUACAGCGUGAAAUAUCGACUAAAGAGGAAGCUGUGAAAUACUUGACCAACAAGUAUGCGCGUAAGAAAGGCAUUAUGGGCAUAGAAUUUUCGUUCUUGACAAGGCCAUUCUCUAGUACACAGGAGGUGUCAGAUGAUGUCGAGAUGACCCCUGACGAGGUGCAAACGUGUAUAUACUCACUGUCAGACCAUAACUCCCACUUGAGGGCGUUCCGCCGCCCCUGUGACAUCAUGAUCGCAUACCUGAAGGACAAUUACAAUCCUCAGGAUUCAAACCCUAAGUACAACCUCUCUAUUAAUGCAGGCUGCGAGGGCUCGAGGUUAAGCCAUGGCCACGCUCGUCAGUUUACUUACGUCCUUCAAUCUCUUACUCUAUGGAGGGAAAUAGCUCAUGAUAUGUUUGCCUUGUGGCAUUAUGCUGAGGCAGAUUUGUUGGACCCGGAUAACCCAUACAGGCUGAGGAACACCGGUCAGGGGUUGAAUCGGGUGCAAGAUGGCCACCACGUUGUCAGUGGAAUGCGUAAGAUACUCUACAGAGUGCAGCAGAAAGUGGGUACCUGGGUGGGAUCGAAUAUGGUACACCUAGGUGACCACAAUGUCCCAAACUCGUUCAUGUUCAUCGACAAAUACACCCAAAUACCGCGCAUUCUAUCGCCCAUUGUUUCGUGUAUCGAGAAAAUACCAGAAUUGUACAAAUCAACAGAUGCGAUGAAGACUUAUAUUGAUACACAGUUCGGAGGGCCCAAGCACCUCAAAAUGCUGAUACUUACAGACUUCUUCAGACAUGCCUUCGAUGGAAGUGGAGCUGACAACUUCAACGAUGCUGGUAGUUGCAUUGACGGGCGACUCACAUCAGCAUGGAAUUGGUGUUCCAAGAUCGAGAAGAAGGCAUACUUCCCCGUCUUCCUACUCACAUCGUUCUGCGGUUUUGACGGCAGAUUCGGUGAAAGCUAACAGACAGUACUAAAUAAGUUUGUAAAACUCGCGUAACUGAUCCUUUAUCCAAGGAAGGCG
This is a messenger RNA of Babesia bovis T2Bo, 2083 nucleotides long. RefSeq lists its product as uncharacterized. Bases 197 to 2023 code for a protein of 608 amino acids. The record is from RefSeq and is a predicted model, not a curated record. NCBI's taxonomy places the organism in Eukaryota, Apicomplexa, Aconoidasida, Piroplasmida, Babesiidae. The transcript is spliced from 3 exons.